Messenger RNA from Blepharisma stoltei, 1014 nucleotides. Lineage: Eukaryota; Ciliophora; Heterotrichea; Heterotrichida; Blepharismidae. The record is from the annotation of a GenBank genome assembly.
AUGUCAUGCUGCUGCCUUCGAUUAUUCAAAAAAAAAUAUCGCAAUCAACCUGAUCUAUCAGUCAGCCUGUAUAACAUAAAUUCAUCUGAUAUAUCUCUUCAAAACACCUUUGUAGAUUCCAAAAGACACCCUGAUGAAGAAAACCAAAUCAAGCAUUAUGAAAAAGGGAGCCUUUCUGCAUCAAAAGUUCAGAAAGAUUUAGAAACCCAAUUGCAGGACAUAUCAACUGAGCCAGAAGAAAUCAAUGAAGAGUCAAAAUUACCAGAUAAAACUCCAUCAAAUAAUAAGCCUGAUUUUGAAUCUAUGUUUAACCCUGGUUUUUCUAUAAUUUUGCCUUGCAGCUCUGAAGUCUUAUCAGAAGAAAAGCAUUUUGAACAAUUAUUAUCAUGAGAAUCAGAUAGAUCAUGGAAACUAAAAGUUACCAAAACCUUUGCAAGAAUUUACUUACAAAAGGUAUGAAUUAUUUAGGGCACUGAAGAAAAUCCCGAAUUGCCAAUGGUAAAAGCUUGUUUUGAUAUGGAAAUCAAUGCGAAUCCUAUAGAUUUAUAUUCUUUACUCUAUGAUGUAAACACCAGAAAGCUAUGGGAUAAAUCUUCUGUCGGAGAAUUCAUUGAAAUUUAUAAAACUCAAGAUGUUGUUGGAUACUACAUGCUAAAUAAAGCUCCCUGGCCUUUUUCUGAUAGAGAUUUUAUAGAAAGAAGAUUUAUCAGAAAAAGAGAUAACGGUGAUAUAGAAGUUUACUAUAGAGAAUACCCAGCUCAAGAUUUCCAACCCCCAAAAAGCAAAGCAGAAAGAGGAAGAACAUUAUUUGGUGGACAAAUUUUCAGAAAAAGGAUAUCACAAAUAUCAGGGGAGCCCACACUUUUAGUAACACUUGUAAGCCAAGCUGAUAUGAGUGGUAAAAUCCCAGCAAAAGCACUAGAAGAAACUUUGCCAAAUUCACUGCUUAAAUGGUAUAGAACAGUGAGAAAAGAACUUCUAAAACAGGUUUCUUUAAAUAGAACUGACAAAUAA